AGUGCCUUUUCAUCUACAAUUGGUCCUUGUGGUGCAACAUUUCGUGCAUACUACAUGAUACAGUUUCUGAUGUUGUAGAUUCAUUGAGUUUGUUUUUCAUGAUUGACUCAGAUAGGAAAUAAGAUGAAGAUUGAAGAUGACCUUGUUCUUCAUGAUCGAUACCCAGGUUCACACGCCACAAAUGCGCUCAGUUGGCUAUAUCCCUAUGGUUUAGACAUCACACUUAUAGUCAGCUUCUAACACUACAAGCAUAACGGCUACGAAAUCAUCUUCUAGAAGUCGUUAUUAAUCUUCAACUACUCACGAACGAUGAGUGUUCAUUAGUUGCGUCUUGUAAUGUAAGAUCAAUGUCCGAUAGUCUUGGACGUUCUCCGGCGCGGAUCUAAACGCAGGGUAGUGAAAUGAAUACAAUCUACAAUCUAGUGGCCCCUUCAUCAUCAUUAUAUAUAGGAUCUUACUUCAAGGAGCUCGAGACUCAUCCACAAAUAAGUUUAAUCUUUUUCGUCUAUGAUGUACGAUCGAGCGACAGCGAAUACGACAACGACAUCAUUUUCAGUAGGAUCAUUAGUUCUAUGCCCAUUUUUGCCUGAUGAUCUAUGAUUGUUUCCGCGACACUUCGACUCAAGAACGAUAACUUGGUACAGUCACACUAGUCGUAAGGCUACAGCUUGAUGUAGACGAUGAACUAGUUGAUGCUUGUGGCAACCUCUUCCAUAUCACGAUAACAGAAAAAGAUAGUAUCAUACUGACUAAUGGUCCUGCUCGUCGGGUGCUGCUGCCGUUUUACUUCUGAGGUGUGACUACAUACUGUUAGGAGCUGCUUUCAUCAUCGUCGCGGCCGGAGACUUUGAUCGGCCUGUAGUGGCUCACAAAAAUGUUUGGUCGACAAGGAGGUGAUCGAAGGAGAAAUCACAGCGCGAUGGAAGAUAGGCGUACUUCUUUUUUACCAUUUUUAUUAAUGGCUAUUUAUUUUAUCUCGACGAGGGAUAUAGACCCAGGUCCCCCAAAAAAAAAGGGAAGCCGGUGUCGCCCAAUGAAUGAAUGAAGAAUGAAUGAAUGAAUAUUGUAAUUUUUAGUCUCAUGAGUAAGCACUUCUUGUUUUUGAUUUUGGUCAGUCCAGGUUCAAUAGAUUCUCCCAAUGACAUCAAGACAUGUAAAUUUUCUUUUUCAUUCUAUCUACUAGCUGGAGCCGGUGGUGGGAAUCGCCGUGGUGGUCCGCUGCGAACGAGGAAAGAACGAGAACCGUCCCGCAAACGCACACGAGAUGGAGACAGACGGCGCGGCGACUCUCGUGGCAGGGAUAACAAACGAAGGCGCGGCUCCUCACGACGCGGAAGUCCUCGGAGGAAGUUACGGAAAUGAUGACUUUAACGCGCAUAAAUUUUCAUUUGUAUAAUCUUAUGUGCCACUUCUCGAUCCAGAUCCAACAUGCCAAUCAUCAUAGUGCGAGUAGCGACACGAAUGUACUGGUGCGUGGAUGAUCAUCUUGCGUAGUAUUUAAUGAGUAACAUGCUAGGUUUAGGCACAUCUAGGCAUUCUUCUAAUGAAUGACCAUGGUGGGGGUCGCGGUCGUAGAGGCGGCGGAGGACCAGGCACGACGUAUACCGGAGGCGAUGUGGGACGUGGUGGAGGAUACAACUCUAGGAUGCGACCAGGAGGUCACGGUAGAAGAGACAACCACAGAGGAGGUGGCAAGGGCGGAGGGCACAGACGCGUAGGCGGUCGCUGGCGGGAACGCUCGCCGCAGCGGUUUCGUGAAGGGGAAACAGACCUGCAAAACCGUGCUCGCUUGUUAAGGCUCACAAUCAAUCAUCUUGACAGAACAUGAUCGCUUCCCUCGUCUCUCUUUAUUCUGUAGUUUCCUCCUGAGAAGAAGAAACUGAAGAGUAGACGAACUUGAUGGGGUGUAUAUAAUUAUGAAAUAGUGCAACUACCACCUCUAGAUCACUAUGUAGUACAAUCUUCAUCAUCAUGGUGUUUGUGAGCUCGUCUAAGUCUGCAUGCAGCGCCACAAAUUCACAUGUUGCCUUCACGCUCACAGCUGGACUCUUCGAGGAUGCGAGGACAACACCAAGACUCGGGGCCACAUAGUAUGGCUGGCGCCAACUCGAUCGCGCAUCCUGCAGAGCAUGCCAGAUCGGCAGACUCAAGGGCCCCAAGACCUCCUGCUGAGACAAACAGCACCACCAAAAGUACCACUAGAUUUGAUGAGUCGAUAGAAGUGGAAACUUGAUCUUUAUUGAGAUCGGGCUAGAGGCUUCACAGAACAUUGAUUUGCAACAUAACCGUAGAAAAUCAAGAAUCUCGAAAAAGCUCUAGACAACAUCUUCUAAAAGAGGACUUCUUCUAUCACAUUCUUUCAGCCGGUUGCGCAGCACACAACUCAGAACGCGACAGUCACGAGGAGAGUGAGUCAAAAGGCUCGGGAUCGGACAGGGUGGUGCACUUUGACUACGAGAGGGAGCGCUUUCUAGGUACAAAUUUUAUCUAGGUCUUGUGCCAUACAUGAUAUACCACAAGUCGGGGGCUGCUAUUGACAAACUAACUUCGUGCCUUUUCAUAUACUAACUGACGCUAACUAUGACUUUUAGGAUCAUCAUCAUGCACUAGCUUUUUUUCUAGUAAGCAGUUUCUACAACAACAGCUGUAACAGCUUCAACCUGGUAGAAUCAUGAAUCUUCCAAAUCUUUUCCUUCAGGUGAGGAUCAGGCUUGGCGUGUUGACAAAUAUCUUGGUGAGGGAACUUUUGGGCGUGUCAUUCAGUGCACCUACGAAGGACCGCGGGACAGAAUGCGGAACAGUCCACAGCGCGCUCGUUCGCGAGAUGUUGCCGCGCUUCUUGGAAACAGUUCAAUCACCAGCUUCAAACCGCUAACGGACGACCCUAGUUAAGGCUACAGCCUACAAACCUAGUUUCUCAGAAACACCUAGAGCAAGUACUACGUAGACCUCCAACGUUUUUUUUUGUACGGGCUACAUGCUAAGCACAGGAUGUUGAAGUUAAACAUAUAUCAAAGUACCUCCAGCGGUUGCGGUAAGCGGUUCAGCCGCACUUAUUGGCUUCUAAGAUGAGGACCUUCUCCAUAGAAGACAAGACGAUGCCGGCGCAGGAGUAUACACGCAAGUGGGUAAAUCCUACGCGGUCAAGGUAAUCAGGAACACAAAAAGGUACACGGAGGACGCGCUAAUGGAGGCAGAUAUUCUCGGGAAGAUACAAAAAGAGGGUGCCCCCUUCUCCCAAAAAGGUACAGCGCCAGACGCUUGAUAUAAUUAAAUUUUUGAUGAGCUGCUGAAGCAGGUCAGAUUAGUCACAGUCAGUUUUUUAGGAUGAACUAAAGACAAAACUCCUCUUAAUAAACAUAAAAACGUCACGAAUUACAGGACGGAGCCGUAUUGUCAGCGUAUUCGACUGUUUUUUCCAUAUAACACGCGCUGGGGAAAGGCACUACUGCAUAGCGUUUGAGGUGCUUGGGAGAAGUCUGUACUCAUAACUUUUUUGCCUUCGUAAUCUUACUUUUACUCCUGCGUCUACAAGUACUAGAAGUAGACGCAGAUCAGACUCAUCUUGUUGCUUGCGCGUUUCUGUUGAGGUUGACCUGCAUGACCAUUAAGCCUAUCGAUAUCUUUUGGUGGGCUCUCUUUCUGUUGCUUUUAAUCUCCACAAGUAUGAGUAGAAUUUUUGUGUCAACAUACCACGGCCUCUGAAACAAUAAAGGUUCGAAGUGCUGAAAUCGAAUGAAUUUCGCGGUUUCUAUAUGUCCGAUCUUCAGCUCAUGGCACAUGACGCAUGGAACGCGCUUGCCUUUCUCAAGGUAUCUGUUAAUAGCACUUUCACUUUGAGAAUUUCUCUCUACGGUAAUCAGGAAAUAAGUUGACGACAGGAACGCGUGCAUGCAUGCUGCCGCUGCCUCCCUGAGGACAUCAGCAUUGACGUGCUUGAGACCUUACUGAUACCUUGUUUCCUGACUUGCUAUCGUUUGACAACUCCUCUUGGUACUUUAACUGGUGCUAGCAGUACUAGUAUCCUCAUACAGAUACAAAUGAUAGAAAACAGAUUUGUUGGAUGUAGUGUUAAAACUACAAGUUAACACCAACACUUUAUGGUCAUCUUCAUCUUCAGACCAUUGAUUUGGCACAUACGGAUUUGAAGCCGGAGAACAUUCUUUUGGAGUUUGCGGAGAUGGAGGAGACUCCGCCUCCGCCUAGAGUGAGGCGAAAACCUGGCGAAAAGCCGUAUCUGCGUCCGCGCUGGCCUCGAGUCAAGAUGAUAGAUAUGGGCGGAGCCACUUUCGCCACGCAAUACCACUCCAAAAUCAUAUCCACAAGGCAAUAUAGGUAUUUUUUAGAAUUUCAUUUUCAGUAUCAUGUCAUAGUCAUUCGCAUUCACAUUCUCAUAGUCAUAGACAUCACGGUAGUAGCAUACGAGUAGAAGAUGUUGUAAUGAUGACCUUCUAUCAUGUAGUAACUGACUUCAAGGGGUGGAAACGGAAUCUACCACUUUCAGUUUGUUGGACUUCCGAAAUAAUGGAGCAAAAUGAUCUUAGAUUUAUCGAUGAAUCCGAAUAUUGUUUUCUAUUCUUUUCCAACAACGGCCUUGCGGCUGGUUCUUGUGCAAGGGCUAGCGCACUUCAUGAUGAUUUAUUGACCUUCGCAACAAUUGAAUAGGUCAUCGGAAGUGUUGGUCGGCGCUGAAUGGAACGAGAGGACAGACGUUUUCAGCCUUGGGGCCAUUCUAAUGGAACUUUUUUUACGGCGCUAGUUUCUGUUUCAACAACGAGUAAUUCUCUCUGUCUCUUUGUGUACCUCUAGAAGGAGAAUAAUAAAAUGAGGAUGUGAUGAAAUAGGAAUUAUGCCAAGAACGUUCGUUGAUGUAGCGUCGGAGUCGUAGCUUCAUCGUCUAAAUUGCCUCGGCGAUUUGCUGUUGACAGCGCAUGACGAUGGGAGGCAAAUCGCGCAGAUCGAAAAAGUAAUCGGCUGGUGGCCAGACACUCUGAUUGAACGCGGCGACCCAGACGUAGUCGACAAAUUUUUCGAUAGGAUUCCCAUAGAUGAAGACGACGACGACUACGACGAAGAAGCCCUCGUCGACGAAAUUGUCGAAAAGGAAGAUGACGAACGCGCAAUGCUGGACGAUGGACCUGAACAUGCGGGAUACUUAGGGUUCAAGAUGUUGAUCUAAUUUUAUCACUCCACAACUACUAGUACUGACUUGCUGAUGUGCGCCAAGGAUGAAGACAGCCAUAAAUUUUAGAAAGACCAUUUUUCUGAUCGUGGUCUGCUCUACAUAACGACUUGAAGAUGUAUUUGUAAUAGCACCCACGAGAAUAAAAACAACAUCAGCGAAGAUCAUUAGAUGCGAGAAGUUUCGUUCUUUUUACAUCACCUAUUCGAUACAACAUGCAUGAUUCCGCUGCAACUACUCGCCCCACAAUUACUUACACGGUAUCUAUAAUUGAACAGAAAGAGACUACUUAACUUGAUACUAAGGUAGUAGUAGAUAGAAGAAGCUCGAGCUCGACGUCGUAGUUUCAGAUCAACCAUUUCUAAGCAUAGAUCCCGUAAGUGCUGGCUACACGCUUGGGGAGAACAUGAGACAGAUCAAAAGGCGGUCUGCUUCGGAAGACCGUGACGUACCGAAGGGGUCGACGAACCUCCAUGGCGAAGGUCCACCGAAUAAGAUGUUGAAAAGAAUCGAUCGCGCAACGACCUCGGCGGCCCUGGUUCGCGACGAGGCAAGACCACACGAAGGCGGAGGCGCUAAAUCAAGCAGCGAGCUCUCUUCCUCGAAAGACCCGCCCUCGUCAUCGUUACGGAUGCUGUCAACUCCUUACCUUCAUUCUUAUCUGACUUAUUUAUUUUUAUUAUGUUGUUUGCUAAUUGUAAUUGCAGCAGGGGAGACUAGAUUCUAACUAAACACCGUCUAUUCCUUUUAUCAUUAUCAUGUUGUUCGCUACUGGUUCUCUUGGUAAUGGUGAGUGAAUAUUCUCACCGGUGUUAGACUUCAUGUAAUAUAAUGAGUUCGGAGAUCUGACAACUUCGAAGUGGUCAACUCUAUUUAACUUUGUCUAUCUUAUCAGUUUAUACCAUGUUAGUUUAUUGUUCAAGUGCAUCACACCGCGCCAGAGCCGUCGAGCCUACGUUUCAUUUGUGUUGUAGUAAAUUGUCUUUGUCAGUGUUAGCGUUUUCGCCGGCACCAGCUCCCAAAUAUUUCAAGAAACAUGAAAAAUGUACUUAAAUGAUAGAUAACUUCGAGUUGUAAGCCGCCAGCCUCCGCCAGGUCGAGAGAGGUGUUGGAGGCCAUGAUUGUAUUAAUGACCAACAAGUAAAUAAGUAAGUAAGUAUUUUAUGGGACUGUUAAUGUAGUUUGUCCUUCUUGCACUAAGAGAUGCCGAAGGAGGCGCACCAUCGGGAGCACAUAAUGCACGACGGGCCGAGAACUUCGCCCCUCCCGCAAGACGUGCUACUCUAGACGACCGAGACGAAGUAGCCGAUGAAAGUCCGACGAUAAAAGUAAAUGGUGUCGAUAGGAAAGAUGAUGAACAGAAAAGCACUGUUCUUGACGUUGAGACAACAAGGGCCCCCACGAAUACUAGUAGUACAGAACAAUUGGCUACUUCGUCCUCAUUAAAGAGCAAGGAGAGACCAAACAGCGACACAACUACAAAUGUAACUAAUAGUGAAAAUAAUCCGAAUGCUCCGAUCAAGGGUAAUAAGUCUUCAUCUCGAACACGAACAGCUUCGGCGGGUGCUGCGGGCGGAGGUGCGCAACCCUUAGUGGACAAAAAGAUCAGUCAUGAUGUUGAGCUGGACCACCCAACCAAGUCCGCCACCUCCAGGGCGUCAAAUAUUAAUCUCAAUCCUGUACAGCUGGAAGGUGAUGUCCGAGAGCUAGACACUGCUUUCUUGGUCGAAUCGCCAAACGCAGCUGCCUCAGUCAGAAGUCUAGUGAUGAACGGGUCUUCUAUUUCUUGUAAAAGAAAACUGGUACAGGAGGAGCUUAUGAAGACUAAAAAGGAGCUGAGUGAGCUAAAAGAGCAGGAUAGGAUUAGGAAUUUACCAUCGCAUGAGAAGCUAAUACCUUCAACAACAACAUCAGGAGACAUUCUGAAUAAAUCAUCUUCAACGCCCGGUCGUGACCUCUCCUGCGUACCGCAGAGCGACUCCUUAAGAGACAUCCGAGACGCGGGUCUCGAAGAAGAUUCCUACCUGAGGUGUGAGGAUGACGAGGAUGAUCCUCUUGAUGGUCAUGAUGACGUAGACGAAAACGGCGACCCACUAGCAAGACGCGCACCACGUAGAAACGACGAUCAAACGCCGACACAUCAGCAGCAGAGGGCUGGUGUAGGAGUUGGACCACGAGGAACACGAGCUUCGCCGCGUCGUCGAUCACCAAAACCCAAAAGAUAUAGAUAUGUGGCUGCGGAGGGAGACGCGCGAAGUUCCGUAUCAGCAGACGAUAGAGACGAUUCCCGGACAUUGCGUGAGCUCAUAGUGCUGAGAGCUGAAACGGAACGUGGUGCUAUUGAGAUCGACAGAAAGACUAAGGAAAUAGACGAUUCAUUAUACUGGCAAUCGUCUGCGAUCGCUGGAUUGGCACCCGCAAGCAGCAGAAGGGGUAGCAACAAAUCAAUACUUUUAAGGUUUCGGUUUUGACGACCAGCGUUAGAAUUAAGUAGAUCUAGAUGAAACAUCGUAUUAUAACACUGAAAAAUUAAUAUCUAAGCACGUUAUUCGUAAUCGUAUAAAUCUGCAUUUUACAGAUUUCCAUGAACCAAAACUGCGCAAUAACUUUUCUAGCAAGGCGGAGUUGCUCCUUGAGGAAUAGGUCGCGACCUUUUUCACAGAGCUGCUGAGAAUCAGUAUCUGCAUCAUGAAUUUUCUUCAUAGUUCAUCCAGCAUGACAUUAACUUAAUCAAGCUCAGCAGUAGUUAUGAGUAGUUGCAAUUAGUUCUAGUUGAUCUUGAUGUUACUAUUAUACAUUGUAGAAUGCCAAUGCGUUUAGUAGCUAAGUUAAUGUACCUCGUUCUAAUCAAGUUCAAUUCUGAAACGGUGAGAAAAGCCAUUAUGAGCAUGAGCGCAUUCGCCGAUGACAGGAAGGAGGAAUUUAUCGGCGAAAAGGAGGACGAAGAGGCACGUAGGCUGCGCAAGGAAUGCUUAAGAAAAAACUCCUACUCAUUAAUUUAUAUCCUCUGACAACUUGAUGUCUGUCGUUGAACUGCUGCACUUGUCGUGUCAUCGUCCACCAUGAUGUGCUAUUUCAAUGAUAUUAGCAUCUUUGAGUAAAUAGUUGAUGAUGAGGAUAAGCUCUUCCCAUACCAUAUGAAUUCAAGUCGGAUAAAGUUCAUGUUGGCCGGUGAUGAAGUGCGAGACGAUUGUAAUCAUACACAAGACCCUCGGGAGUCUUUUACUAGAUAGAUCUCCGCCUUGUGCUCCUCCCUGUCAGGUUCACCAACCAUUUGUCUUCAUAAUUGGCGUACGAAGUGGAUUGCUACGUGGAGUUCUAUAGGAUGUGCAAGCACGCGCUGACGCUAGACGAUCGGCUUCGUCCCCAGGCUGUUUCUUUCCUCGGCAUGCCCUUUGUUGGAAACUUACCGAUACAUCGGCACAGGUGAACCGCGUAGAGAUGGCCCAAGAUGCAAUCGUGUCUUUACUGGAAGGAUGGCCUUAAGGUGUGUCACUUCACGGAAUUUCCUGCUUGCCGAUGAACAAUAAUAGGGAGUAUCUUCAAGAACUCUAUCGAAGAUCGAUAGAAUCUGAAAUAGUUUUACCUUUAGUACACUUUUUUUUCAUGAUGUCUUAUUUUUAUUUCUUUCUGAUACUAAUUAUCACCCGUGGCCCUCCUAGCACGAUUCCACGUCCCCCUUUUUUGUCACCCCCUAAAUAAGAUGAUUGAACAAAAACGAAAGGAAGCGUAGAAAUUUGGCGAAGGACCAUUCAUUGUCUCAGGUCUAGCUGGCCGUGACUUGUUGUAGCUAUAGUACGCCCACGCGCGCUGGGUUCUCCACCUGGGGAGACGAACAUCGUUCGCGGUGGCAGGUAUUAGGUAUGUAAUUGCUCUUGCCUUUGCUCCUAGGUUUGACCAUUUGAGUAGAAUCGUAGGGGCAUUACCGUAGUCGUUAAGGUGGGUAAGAACUCCCCCCUAUGCCGGUCCCCACGCGGAAAGUACCCAGGUAGGUUCUCACUUAUCGGAACUCGCUCGUACUAACUACAAAAAAGAACAUAUCCAACGAAUUGGAUCCGGCGCCCUACUCGACGCAGUGUGCAUUGGUUUGUUUCCCUCAGCCCGCUGCUUCAUUUUCCCAAGGUGUCCUUUUUUCGAUAGUCUCGAAAAGUAGAAAUGAAUAUAAGUAAUGAAAAUAAAGCGCAGUCUUUUUUUUGCCCUCCCCCUUGCUAUAGCAGAAUACGUAUAAGAAUAUGCAUGUUGACUUUAACUUAUAUCGUUCGCAGCAACUAGCUACGUCAUCAAGAAAUUUUAAACUCCAUUUUUUAACCUCCCUCGUUGACGGGAAUUCCAGCAUUUUCGUCUCCCUUCAGAAAUAACAACGUUAUAGCAGGUAGUAUGGAUUUUCCCCGGCAGAGAUACGCAAAAACUUCUCAUAGCCGAUAGAUUUUUGGAAUCUAUGUUACGAACGCACAAGUGUAUUGGCAGCAUGUGCACUUGUGGUCCAUAAAACCACCCCUAAUGCAGAUCAUGACCUUGUUCGUAAUCUACAAAAGAUGAAAACAAUUACUCAGAAGUUUCUUCAUUUAUUUUGGAGAGGCACAACUACAAUGUCCAUGAAACAAAAAA
Messenger RNA from Amoebophrya sp. A25, 9790 nucleotides. Lineage: Eukaryota; Dinophyceae; Syndiniales; Amoebophryaceae. The record is from the annotation of a GenBank genome assembly.